Molecule: messenger RNA, 1101 nt
Organism: Naegleria lovaniensis
Lineage: Eukaryota; Heterolobosea; Eutetramitea; Acrasida; Naegleriidae
Exons: 1
Coding region: 1-1101 (366 amino acids)
Source: RefSeq, a predicted model, not a curated record
AUGCUCCGAAAUGCACUCACCUUCAAACAUGUGGAGCAUGAUCCUGAAGGAGAGUCACGUAUCUUACUUUUUAACACACUCUUUCCGAACGAACCCAUCGAAAACUUGCACAAACGAUGGCUGUCUCUGUCCCUUCGAAAAGAUCAUCUCACAUCUCAACAACUAGACACUUUCAAAUCCUUCAUCAUGAGGCGGUGUCAAUAUGAACCAAUUGAAUACAUUACUGGAAGAGUCAAUUUUUUCGGAAGACAAUUUCAAGUGAAUAAGCACGUACUUAUACCGAGAGUGGAUUCGGAAGUGAUGAUUGAGGCAGUUAUGAAAAGAAUGAACGAGUUUUUGAAAGAAUCAUCAUCAUCACCAACCCUUCAUCAGGACGGUAUUAACAUUGUAGAAUUGGGAGUGGGGAGUGGAUGCUUAAUUUUGACCUUAUUACUCGAGUUGGAAAAAGCCAAUAUCAAAGUAAAUAGAGCCAUUGGCUUAGAUAAGAGUAGUGAAGCUUUACAAAUUACCUCAUUGAAUGCACAACUCUUACUUCCAGCUCAUCUACGUAACAAGUUGAUUUUGAAGGAACAUGACAUGUUACAUGAUGAAUUUAAUCCCGAAGAAUGGCUGUCGGAUGAUUCAAAGUUGUUAAGGACGAAUACCAGUAACAAACACACCAAUAUUCAUGACGAUUCGAAGACUACGUAUUCCUUCACCCAUCUUCUCAUUUCGAACCCUCCCUACAUUCCCUCUCAAGUUGUGCUUGAAGAGUUGGAUAAGGAUGUUUCUCUCUAUGAGCCUCAUCUAGCUCUCGAUGGAGGCCAAGACGGAUUGAUGUUUUAUCGAUUCCUCUUAUCGGAAGAAACCAUGGAAAAGUAUCGUUUUCACCCAAGUUCCUUAAUGGCAUUGGAACUCGGUUUUGAUCAAGCGCCUGUCAUCAUGAAGCAAAUACUUGGUAACCAUUGGAGGAAUAUUCCCAACACGACUGAAGCAUUGGACGCCAAGGACUAUAUGUUCGAGAGCAAAAGUGGAUCCAAUUUUAAAGUGGAGCUGGAGAAGGACCUUAAUAAUUUCGAUCGGAUCCUGCUGGUCAUGACUCAAGAGAGAACUGAACUGUAG